AUGCCACAAUACAUUGGAUCGAUCGACCAAGGGACUAGUUCCACUCGUUUUAUGGUGUUUGAUACUGCUGGCCAUAUUAUUGCUUCUCAUCAGACAGAAUUUGCUCAAGUGCUGCCACAAGCUGGAUGGGUCGAGCAUGAUUUGGAAGUCAUUUACCAGACAGUAGUGACUUGUAUUCAAAAAACAGUCGUUGACAUGUCUGCUAUGGGCUUGCAGCCAUUGGAUAUCAAAGCUAUUGGCAUCACUAAUCAGCGUGAAACUACUUGUGUAUGGGACCGACUGGAUGGCAAGCCGUUACAUCAUGCUAUUGUUUGGCUUGAUACUCGUACUCAGGAUACUGUGGAAAGAUUGAUUGCUGCAACCCCGUCAAAAUCCAAACAUCAUUUCCAGUCAAUCUGUGGUCUCCCACUGUCUACUUAUUUUAGCGCUGUCAAGCUGCGAUGGCUACUGGAUAAUAUUAAAGCUGUUCAAGAUGCCAAUCAAACGGACCGUCUCAUGUUUGGCACAAUUGAUUCGUGGCUAAUUUAUCGUCUCACUGGUGGUGUCCAAGGCGGUAUACAUGUGACUGACGUGACCAAUGCCAGUCGUACUAUGCUACUUAAUCUGAAGAGUCUUGACUGGGAUGACGGAAUGCUUUCUUUUUUUGGCAUGAACAAAUGCUCGUUACCAGCAGUUAAAUCGUCAUCGGAAGUCUAUGGCUUGAUUGCUGAUGGACCGUUGAUGGGAAUUCCGAUUGCUGGCGAUCUUGGUGAUCAACAGGCAGCACUUGUUGUUAUCAGAAGAGAACAAAUCAAAAGUGUAAUGGAUGUUGCACUUUAA
Batrachochytrium dendrobatidis JAM81 is the source of this 819-nucleotide messenger RNA. RefSeq lists its product as uncharacterized. Gene Ontology annotation, cellular component: mitochondrion. The transcript has 8 exons. The coding region runs from base 1 to 819 and encodes 272 amino acids. Gene Ontology annotation, molecular function: glycerol kinase activity. NCBI's taxonomy places the organism in Eukaryota, Fungi, Chytridiomycota, Chytridiomycetes, Rhizophydiales. Gene Ontology annotation, biological process: triglyceride metabolic process; phosphorylation; glycerol metabolic process. The record is from RefSeq and is a predicted model, not a curated record.